AGGUGAACUAAAUACAAUCGCUGGCGUGGCGACUCUAUCAGAUGACCCAAGUGCUGGUCAACUCUUUGUGGAAUUUCCUUUCACCGCUGGCUUCGAUGGAAACAGCAUGGGGAGAAACAAACCUAACUACAAUGUGGUUGCAACCGACUACAAAAACUACGCUGUUGUCUACACGUGUGAAUAUUUUGGACCUGAACUUAAAUUUGAAUUUUCUUGGAUAUUGGCACGUAGACCACAGAUUCCAAACUCAUUUUUGACGGAUUUGAAGCACUGGCUGCAGCUGGUCAACAUCAAUGCCAAGCGGUACAUGCCCACCGUGCAAACCAACUGUCCAAAUCGAGCAGUAUCUUAGGACGUAAAACCUUAUUGGGAUAUUUAUCUGUGCGAUAGUAAUUGCCUUUCAAUAGAUAGUAGGUUUUUGAUCUGGAAAGAUAAUUAGUGAAACAUAUGAUGAAAUGAACUUUCGUGAAGUGCAAACCUCAGAUCUAUUUACUUUAAAGUUCAAUAAAAUUAUUAAUAAAGACAC
Molecule: messenger RNA, 526 nt
Organism: Penaeus monodon (black tiger shrimp)
Lineage: Eukaryota; Metazoa; Arthropoda; Malacostraca; Decapoda; Penaeidae
Product: apolipoprotein D-like
Molecular function (GO): pigment binding
Source: RefSeq, a predicted model, not a curated record